Molecule: messenger RNA, 1350 nt
Organism: Anoplophora glabripennis (Asian longhorned beetle)
Lineage: Eukaryota; Metazoa; Arthropoda; Insecta; Coleoptera; Cerambycidae
Product: carboxypeptidase B-like
Exons: 5
Coding region: 70-1314 (414 amino acids)
Biological process (GO): proteolysis
Molecular function (GO): zinc ion binding; metallocarboxypeptidase activity
Source: RefSeq, a predicted model, not a curated record
UAACAUUUUUAUAGACGAUAUAAAUAUCCUCCCUUCUCAUCUUUAAAUUAAUGUACAGUUAUAUCCAAAAUGAAAUUGUUCGUGUUGCAUUUUGUGCUGACAAUAAUUGUCUCGGUAUUUUCAUACGAUUCUUCUAAAUACAGUGGAUAUAAGGUGUACCAGGUCACACCUAAAUCUUUGUACGAGGCUUACAUUCUAAAAGAAUUUGAACAUGAUGAACAUUUUGAUUUCUGGACCGAAAUACGAUCGAUUAAUUUACCUGUUGAUAUUAUGGUGUCGCCGUUAGCUCAAAAUAAUUUUGAAGCAAUUAUGAAGUCAGCGAAUAUAGAUUAUUUCGUCAACAUUGAUGAUGUCGAAGCGAGCUUGCAAAAUGAAGAGAACACCUCAGGAAGGAGCAUUGUAACAAGAGGAAGUGUUACGUUUUCGGAUUUUAUGCGUCACGAUGAUAUAAAUGCAUAUUUAGAACAACUGGCUCAAGAUUACCCCCAAAUAGUGAGUAUAGAAUCGAUUGGAAUAUCUUUCGAAGGUCGGGACUUACUCCUUGUGAGGAUAUCAAGUGGUGGUUCUAAUAAACCAACAAUAUAUGUCCAAGCUGCUAUUCACGCCAGAGAAUGGAUUGCCCCACCUGUGGCGUUAUAUAUUAUUAACCAAUUAGUUGAGAAUCCCGACAAUGUGAAUUUGUACGAGGACGUCGAUUGGGUUGUUAUUCCAGUAGUGAAUCCUGAUGGAUAUGAGUACACUCACACAACAGAACGAUUUUGGAGGAAAACUCGAUCAACGGGUACAAUAUGCUACGGCAUCGACGGUAACAGAAAUUUUGACGCUCUCUGGGGUACAGUUGGUGCCAGCAGCUGGCAAUGCGACAUCACUUACCGAGGGCAUAAAGCCUUCAGUGAAGUAGAAACACAAGCAGUUAGAGAUUACAUUUUAGAACACAAAGAUGACAUAAAAUUGUUUCUUGAUGUUCACAGCUUUGGCAGAUGGCUCUUGUAUCCAUACGGAUACAGCGAUGACGAGCCUGACGAUGUAGAAGAACUUCGAACCUUAGGAAGGCUAUUUAAUGAUGCUAUACACAGCGUAAGAGGUUUAAACUAUACCGUUCUCAGUUUUGCCAGUGGAUUGUACUAUGCGUCCGGAACGAGCGUGGACUGGGCCAAAGAUAUUGGAAUAGAAUUGGCUUAUACCAUAGAACUACCAUCAGGUGGUACUGGUUUUGAUCCACCUUCUUCUGAUAUCGAGCCAGUUGUGGAGGAGACUUGGGAAGGCUUUAAAGCCUUUCACAGCUACAUUGUGGAUAAAUUUGUUACUAAUUAAUUUAAAAUUGUAUUAAAUCAUCAGAUAAAAUUUGUA